This is a messenger RNA of Chinchilla lanigera (long-tailed chinchilla), 3755 nucleotides long. It is a transcript of the gene Rnf157, whose product is annotated as ring finger protein 157. Gene Ontology annotation, molecular function: ubiquitin protein ligase activity. NCBI's taxonomy places the organism in Eukaryota, Metazoa, Chordata, Mammalia, Rodentia, Chinchillidae. Gene Ontology annotation, cellular component: cytoplasm. Gene Ontology annotation, biological process: protein ubiquitination. The record is from RefSeq and is a predicted model, not a curated record.
GACCCCGCGCGAGUCGCCACUGACAUCACGCGGCCUGAGGCGGCGGCGCCCCCCGGCUCAGUCCCGCAGCCCCCUCGGCAGAGGCGCCGCCGCGGUGCCCGGCAGAGGAUGGUGCGCAGCCUGGGCGGGCGGCGGCGGUGAGGCGCGGAGGGGGCCGCGGCGGCCAUGGGGGCCUUGACGAGCCGGCAGCACGCGGGCGUGGAGGAGGUGGACAUCCCGUCCAAUUCCGUGUACCGCUACCCGCCCAAGUCCGGCAGCUAUUUUGCAAGUCACUUCAUCAUGGGAGGAGAGAAGUUUGACUCAACGCACCCUGAGGGUUACCUGUUUGGCGAGAACAGUGAUCUGAACUUCCUGGGGAACAGACCAGUCGCGUUUCCUUAUGCCGCCCCACCUCCCCAAGAACCUGUGAAGACACUGAGAAGCCUGAUCAACAUCCGAAAGGACACGCUGAGACUUGUCAAAUGUGCUGAGGAAGUGAAGAGCCCUGGAGAAGAGGCCAGCAAAGCUAAAGUUCACUACAAUGUCGAGUUCAUCUUCGACACGGAUGCCCGGGUAGCCAUCACCAUCUACUAUCAGGCCACUGAGGAGUUCCAGAAUGGUAUUGCCAGCUAUAUUCCAAAGGACGAUAGCCUGCAGUCGGAGACCGUGCACUACAAGCGAGGGGUAUGCCAGCAGUUCUGUCUGCCCUCCCACACCGUGGACCCCUCGGAGUGGGCUGAAGAAGAGCUUGGCUUUGACCUGGACCGAGAGGUUUACCCUUUGGUGGUGCACGCCGUGGUGGAUGAAGGGGACGAGUAUUUCGGUCAUUGCCAUGUGCUGCUGGGUACUUUUGAAAAGCACACAGAUGGGACUUUCUGUGUCAAGCCCCUCAAACAGAAACAAGUAGUAGAUGGGGUUAGCUACCUCCUUCAGGAGAUCUACGGAAUUGAAAACAAGUACAACACACAAGAUUCGAAGGUGGCCGAGGACGAAGUAAGCGAUAACAGUGCAGAGUGUGUGGUGUGUCUCUCAGAUGUCCGGGACACCUUGAUCCUGCCCUGCCGCCACCUCUGCCUCUGUAACACUUGUGCAGACACCCUGCGCUACCAGGCCAACAACUGCCCCAUCUGCCGGCUGCCCUUUCGGGCACUGCUUCAGAUCCGAGCCAUGAGGAAAAAAUUGGGUCCCUUGUCCCCAACCAGCUUUAACCCCAUCAUUUCAUCCCAGACGUCUGACUCUGAAGAGCAUUCAUCCUCAGAGAAUAUUCCACCGGGUUACGAAGUGGUGUCUCUUCUGGAGGCCCUCAACGGACCCCUCACCCCAUCGCCAGCGGUCCCUCCACUUCACGUGCUUGGAGACGGCCACCUCUCAGGAAUGCUGCCUUCUUAUGGCAGUGACGGCCACCUGCCCCCCGUCAGGACACUCUCCCCCCUCGACCGCCUGUCUGACUGCAGCAGCCAAGGGCUCAAGCUCAAAAAGAGUCUCUCCAAAUCCAUUUCACAGAAUUCUUCUGUGCUGCAUGAAGAGGAAGAAGAGCGCUCCUGCAGCGAGUCAGAGACUCAGCUCUCUCAGAGACCAGCUGCUCAGUAUCCCGGAGAGGAAUGCAGCGAAACUCCAGAAAGUGAGAACCUCACCCUGUCCUCGUCUGGGGCGGUGGACCAGUCAUCCUGCACAGGAACCCCGCUCUCCUCCACCAUUUCCUCCCCAGAAGAUCCCGCCAGCAGCAGCCUGGCCCAGUCCGUCAUGUCCAUGGCAUCCUCUCAGAUCAGCACCGACACAGUCUCCUCCUUGUCUGGCUCCUACAUCGCCCCUGGCACUGAAGAGGAGGGAGAGCCCCUCCCUUCCCCCCAGGCAGCAAGCAGAGGCCCCUCAGAAGAAGAGGAGGAGAUGCCAGCUGAGUCUCCAGAUAGCAACUUUGCUGGCCUCCCUGCUGGAGAGCAGGAUGCAGAGGGAAAUGACGUCAUAGGGGAAGAAGACAGCUCUCCCAUGCAAGAAGAUGGCCAGAGGACAUGCGCAUUUCUAGGUAUGGAGUGUGACAAUAACAAUGACUUUGACAUCGCAAGCGUGAAAGCACUGGACAAUAAGCUGUGCUCUGAGGUCUGCUUACCCGGUCCCUGGCAGGCUGAUGACAACAUUGUCAGUCGUCGGAACACUCAGCGCCGGCGCUUAUCAUCCAGCAGCCUAGACGACCCUGAGGACAGGUCCUGCGUGUGGAGUCCUCUGGCUGUCUGAGAGCACCUGCCCUUCUCCCCAGGCGCCCCUCCUGUCCUUGCAUUCCAUCUGUCUGCACUGGGCCACUGGCCUCCUGACAUCUGCAGCAGGACAUGUGUAGACUUUGCAUACCCACGUGAAAGUUGGAUGUGGAGUUCAACCUGCUGUUUCUCAGCCUUGUCUCCUGUAACCUUGAUCCUUCCCCUCCAAAGGGACCAGAGCCCUCCUUUCUCCUCGUGGGCUGAUACCACUGAACUGCAGCUUAUGAGACACUCCUCAGAGACCCUGGACUGUGUCUGCUGCCCUCAUGGGCAGGUGGAGCUGAGGGCCUGGGGCUACUUGUUUCUUCUGUGUUUUUUCUCCUUAGGGGGCAGACCAAGCAGACUCAGAGUUUUGGCAGCUUUGUUACAAACACCCAUCUGAGAAUUUCUGGUCUCUGGCACCUCAAAACCAAUUUGAAACCUCCAGUUGGGGGUGGUCAGGGGAUGACGCCUGAGAAGAGGGAGCAGUCUUGUGCCAGGUGUGGCGUUGCCCUCCUGAAGCAUUAAGAGCUCCAUUCUCAAGGAUGAGCGAGAUGGCGGCAGCCAAAAGGCUGGUUGAAAAGCUGGUUCUUCCUUCGGGAGCACAGCUGACCUCCUGUGUCUCAUGUAUCUGUCUGCUUCAAAAAAAGCCCUGAAUCCAAGACCCUAGUUAGGAUGACUCCCUUCUAGAGGCCUUUUCCUGAUCAGGUAGCAUUGCAGAGGCCUGAGACUCCACCCAGAGGCAACAUUUCAAGAGCAUUUCUGGACCACUUCUGUGUACACAGUGCUAGGGGCUAUUGUACAUUUCUUCUUCAUGACAGCCCUGGGGCGGGGGGUCUGGUUCCUAUGCCCCCGUCUCCAUCCCUUCUUUAAAAGUUGAAGAAAUAGGCUAAGAGAAGUGUGAAGCAGCAGUUCUUAAAGUGGUGCCCAGAACCACCAAGGGAAGUGUGGGGAACCCUGAGCUGUGUAAGUCCAGGCAGUAGCCCAGGGCCAAAAGUAGUGGCCUAGGAGCCCCAGGACCUUCACCUUGCAGACUCUUCCUACUCUGUUUCCCUCCCCUCCCUUCAAGAUCUGAGAGUGAGAGGGAAGGAAGGGGCCUUCCAGUCACCAUACAAAGGAAGCCUACAGCAGCAAGGCUGGCUGGGAGUCCUGGGUAUCUCACCUCUCCUCGCAGUGGGUUCUGUGUGGCUCUCACAUGGAUGUUUUUUCCAGUGGCUUUUGGAAAAGGUGAGAUUAUCUGAGAAGCAGUUAGAAACAAUUACUUGUGAGAGUUGGGUGUGGGUAAGCUUUAGACUGUGCCUACUAUAUUAGUGUUCGCAGUUGUUACCCUAGAAGAGCUUGCCAAAAAGAGCUCAAUGUGCCAGGCAUGGUGGUUCAUGCCUAUAAUCCCAGCUAUUCGGGAGGCAGAGGCAGGAAGACUGCAUGUUCAAGGCCAGCCUGGGCAACUUAGUAAGACCCUAUCUGGGGAUGUAGCUCAGUGGUAGAGUGCUCCUGGGCUGGAUCCCCACUACCACCGCCACAAAAAAAAAAAAAAAAAAAAAAAAA